AUGACUGGGCUACCUCAGGUGGCAUCUCUCAAAGACACAAUUGCCAAAAAAGAUGAUGAAAUUGAGCAGUUGGAAUUACUUAAAGAUGUCAAAAACGAGUAUCCUGGCUCACUGAGGUAUGGGAAUUCCUCUGCAAGCGAAGAUUUUUCAGGUGUUAAUCCUCAUAGAACCCAAAAACCAUCGAUCAGGAAAAGCAUGGGAAAUGAGACAGCUUCUUGUCAGGAAAGCAAUCCAGAGCACAGUGACAGGCAUUCUGAAGCUGGUUCCCAGCAAUCUAAACUUUCUGAAAGGGACACAGGUCAGGUUAUGUCAUUUGCAGAUGCAGAGAUAUUUCGAUUUGGAGAUGGAGACUGUGGGGAUAGAUUAAGUGACAUUUAUGAUGAUGCUCUUUCAGUGGGAGAAGAACCUGAUGGCGAAACGGAUCAAGGCACAAAGCCAUCAAAUAAAUUGCGGAAGAGUACUAGCAUGGCAUCAACUUCUCGACUCUUACAAAACCAAGCACAGGCCACAUCAAGGGCAGCGACUGUGUCAACGGACUCCCCAAAAGUGUCAACAAGUAUUAAGAAAACUGGCAAUUCCAACUUAGUCAAGUCUUCAAAGCGAUGGCAGUAAAUUGAAAGUAUUCAUU
This is a messenger RNA of Populus euphratica (Euphrates poplar), 628 nucleotides long. RefSeq lists its product as uncharacterized. The transcript is spliced from 4 exons. The record is from RefSeq and is a predicted model, not a curated record. NCBI's taxonomy places the organism in Eukaryota, Viridiplantae, Streptophyta, Magnoliopsida, Malpighiales, Salicaceae. Bases 1 to 612 code for a protein of 203 amino acids.